AAGCAUUCGCCUGUCUGCUGUGCGCCGCGCAGUACCACUCACCACGCAGCUCCCCCCCACCUCAUUCACACGUUUAUUUAACAAGCCUCUUUCAAUAAACCUUCAUCUCCCGCAAUGUCGGCCGCAAGCACCGAGACCAGUGCCCCUCUGCCCACCGCCGGCAGCCGCGUCUUCUUCCAAGCCGCGUCCGGAGUGGGCUGCGUGGGGUCCGGCCCCAUCACCGGGGACGACCCGGUCCAGAAGAAGCAGGGCAAAGUGACGGUCAAGUACGACAGGAAAGAGCUGCGAAAAAGACUCGUCCUGGAGGAGUGGAUCAUUGAGCAGCUCAGCGAGUUGUAUGACUGCGAGGAGGAGGAGAUGCCAGAGGUAGAGAUAGACAUCGAUGACCUGCUGGAGGUCACCAGCGACGACGAGCGAGCCAGCAAACUGCAGGAAUCCUUAAUAGACUGCUACAAACCAACAGAGGAUUUUGUCCGGGAGUUGCUGGGCAGGAUAAGGGGAAUGAGAAAACUCAGUGCUCCCACCAAGAAGGGCCUAUAAUGGCUCCACCGUCAGCCAUUAACCAACCAUAAACUACAUCAUCUCAGCUCCGCCUACUUAACCCACUCAACAUGGACUGUCAUCACAGAGAAUAAUUUAUCGAAAACAUCAGUGAAUAAUUCUGCAACCUGCAAAACGCGCGCCAUAGAGUCCAUCCAGCGCUAGCCAUCCAUCCCACGAUCACGUAGAGUAACAAGGUGUAUAAUAAUAAUAUUAGACUGUUGAAAGGUACAUGAGAAAAACAGAGUUUAAAUAGCCACAGUAAAAUGUCAAGCCCUAGAAUGUGCCAGAACUGCACCCGUGCUUUAACAUGAACACCACCUAACACCACGUCUCAUAGCUACAUCCUCAAACCAAUCACACACGCCAAACAGCCAUACAGACUAAAAAACACAGAUAAAGGGGAGGUGGUAAAAAUGUUGCAGUAGGUGUGGAAAUAGCUGUAGCACUAUGUAAAUGCAGUGCUUUAUGAUUUGUUUUUUGUCAUUUUUUUACUGAGGUGUUUUGCUGUUACGUCUUAAAAAAAAACAAAAGAAAGAAACAAAAAAAAAAUGUAUGUCGCCAUUUAUUGUUCACGUGGUUGAAAUGUAGUCUUCGACGUUUUUUCUGUUCUGGUCGACCUUCUUAUCCUUACUCCAUCAGUGCUCGCGAAUGUGAGGAAGCUCUGCGGUUUCUGUUUCGAGCCCAUUUAAAAGUGCAGAGCGGGUAACGCAUCAGUUCCGUCCUUUCGUGAUGUGUAAAAUCUGGAAACGGCGGGACUUCACUACCUGCCGCUCCAGUAAACGUUUCACCACAGCAAGGCAUGAUGGGUGUUGCAGUCCUCUGUAGCAGGACUACAAAAACCUGAAUGAUGGCUUUUCGCUUAUCAUGUUACAUGGUGUCGCUCAUGCUCUCCCCCCACCAUCAGAAUACAUAUCAGUUGGUCAUUUAGGUUUAAGCACAAAGCCCGAACAUUGCAGUUGUGUCUCACCUGGUUCACUUAACUCUGCUAAACUCGUCUCUUUAAAUAGGGGUUGAUGUUGCCUUUAAGGAAAUUCAGGAUCAGUUCACUUUUUACUCAGCACUGAACCACUGGAUGACUGACAACCUGAAAUACAUCAGAACCUGAAUACAACUUGAAAUGUUUGACACUUCGACCUGUCAAGUCCUGUAAGGGAGGGUGUGCCAAAACUGGGAGUAUUACAUCCUGUCAUAUGUCAUGGAGGCUUUAAUGUGACGCAGCAUUACCGCAGAUUAAUUGGUUAAGUUCGUGAAACAUCUUGGAUCUGGCACAGAAUUUAUUUUUAUUUUUUUUUAAAUGUUAAAACUUAAAAAAGGUUGCAGAACAUAUGAGAUAAUAAUACCAGGUUUUAGAGUUGGAUUAAGUUAUUUAUUGUUGUUCUUGUGCACCGGUGCACUGACAAAACCUGUAAGCUCUGAUACAAUCACGACUGGGGUUGGGCCCAGUUUCAUUUCUGAGCAGUCAAUCGUGAACCGACUAGAAUAGCGCAGGCCCGUACCUGCAGUGUGACAUAAACCCUCCGCUGCCAAAGACAAAAAGCAGGGCGAUGUUUGAUUUCAACACGACACUCGCGAAGCACCCACCUUGCAUGCUAACAACGGAGACGAAACAUUGAUAGAGAAUAUAUUAUAAACUUAUAAUCAAGCAAAAAAACGAAAAAAAACAAACACUUUUUUGACUUAGCUACCAUUAUGACUUUGUAGAACUUUGUGUUUUGAGACAACGUGGGUGUCACGUUGGAGAGAAUCCAGGAAAAUUUUAAAAAUGGUGCUGUUUUUGAUGUUCUUCCCAGAAUUUGGUCAUACAAAAGGCGUUUUCACUGUGGAUCGAUGCCAGAGAAAUGUGUCUGAAGGAAAGGUGUUUGUCUUUAUUGAUGGAGACUAUAUAGUCUAGAGUGGCAUCCUCUUUGUAAUUCUGAACUGGGCCAGACGGGUGUCACCACGCUCUAAAUGGUGCCGCCCUUUUUUUUAAAAAAAAAAAAGAAGAAAAAAAGAAAACAUGAAACGUGUUUUCUGGCCCUGUGAAUUUGAAAUUGAAGAAGAGGAAGCCAUUGUGGACGACUGGGAUGCGUUCAGGUACUCUAUAGGAUUUUCUCUUAAGAAACAGUUCAGGGGCAAGAGGCUGAUAUUUUAUAAUUUAGGGAAUUCCGUGUGGAGAGUAUUUUGAAAGUAUCCAUACUAGAAAGCUUUACGUUUGCAUGUAUUUUUAAAAGUAGCAUGUUGAGGGGAACAUUUUUCUUGGCCUAAAGAUUAUUAUUUCACUAAAUGAGACACUUUCCUUUUUUAUACCUUUAUUAUUAUUAUUAUUAUUAUUAUUAAGACUAAAAUAUUCGUUUUUUCAGCUGCAGUUUUCUUUAUCUGUACAUCCACAAUAAGCGUUCUUGUUUUUAAAAUGUAAUGUGGUGUGUGGUUUGUUUUUGCCGAUAAUAAAAAUGCAGAAUGACUCUGUACUGUUUAAAGAGA
Messenger RNA from Mugil cephalus (flathead mullet), 3003 nucleotides. RefSeq names its product protein phosphatase 1, regulatory (inhibitor) subunit 14C (gene ppp1r14c). Gene Ontology annotation, molecular function: protein serine/threonine phosphatase inhibitor activity. The transcript has 4 exons. Bases 115 to 540 code for a protein of 141 amino acids. The record is from RefSeq and is a predicted model, not a curated record. Gene Ontology annotation, biological process: regulation of phosphorylation. NCBI's taxonomy places the organism in Eukaryota, Metazoa, Chordata, Actinopteri, Mugiliformes, Mugilidae. Gene Ontology annotation, cellular component: cytoplasm.